GUUAUCAAUGAAUAAAUAGAUCAAAGACUUUUUGAUUCAAUAAGAAAUAUUCGUAAACUAAAAGAGAGUCUAUCAUAAUGCUUUCAACACAGAAAAAGGUAUACUUUUCCAGAAUUUAUAUUUACAGGUGAAAUUAGAUUGUGUUAAAUAAUUGCAAAGCCUCCAAUAAUACCAAAUAUUCUUUAGAAUUUCAAGAAAAUUUAUUCGGUUUAAAGUAGAAAUGUCAUUCAAUACCUUGAUUUCGUUGAGUCAGAAAAUAAUUACUAUAUAUUCAUGGAAUAACUAAAUUAAGGAACUUUAGAUGAUAUUAUCAACACAUAAAAUAUUAAUGAAGAUAAAGCGAAAUGUUAUUUUAGAGAAAUCUUAAAUGGAUUAAAAUGUAAGUUAAAAAAGCAUAUUUAGCCUUGCAUGAAAAUAAGAUUACUUUUGUAGAUCUUAGUCCAAAAAACAUUUUUAAAAGCGACGACUCAAUUAAAAUAGGAUAGAUCAACAUCUGUUCUGAUUAACUAGCUAAUAUGUAAACUGAAGAAGAUUUUAAAAAAUUUGGUAUUGUCAAAGAAAUAAUUCCACCUGAAAUUCUACAAAAUUAAACAAUUUUUUCUAUGGCCUCUGAUUUAUACACUGCAAGUGUUCUCUACUUUAAAAUGAUAUUCAAGAGAUUCCCUUUUAAUGGUGAAACUAAAACAGAAUUGAUUGAUAAAAUCAAAGAAAACAAUAUAGUAAAUAGAACUAUCAUAAUAGGAUUUCACUUGCCAAGAUUAAGCUGUUAGCAUGGAAACUAUUGACUUUCUUAAAUAAACUCUUAAGUAUGAACCCAGUCAAAGAUUAAAUUGGUCAUAAGUAUACUCUCAUCCUUUAUUGAAAUUACUCAACAUUGUCAAUGAUUAUAUUGUCUAAUCUACUUUAUUAUCGAUUUCCAUCAAUAAAUUAAUCACAAGAUCAGAUCUCGUAACAAAAACCUUUGAUUGCGAAAAGAAUAGAUAAUUUUAUUAAGAGAUAGAAUAAAAUAAUCAAGCUGUCAAUAAUAAUAAUAAUAUAGAACCUGCUCAAAACAAUGAUAAUGGUAAAAUUUGAAAUCAUUUAAUUGUAUUUUAGCUUUGAAUGAGGAAUCAGAGUAAUUUAAAAAAUAAUUAUCCAUUGUAAAAGAUCUUUUUAAAUCUCAAAGAACAACUUUAUUAAAGAAAUAAGUAGACUAUUACAUUGAAUAACGGUAUUUUAGAUUGUUUAUUAUAGAAACAUGUAUUCGAGUCUAUCAGAAACACUAAGCUAUGUAAGACUCUUUGAUCAGGAAUUUAAGUCAUUUACCUUAUAAUUUGUAAUCUUAAAGAUUAUUUAUCUCAUUUCACAAUCGUUGAUUUAACAGAUUGAGGAGAUCAAAUAUGCAACAAAACCUGAACAAUGUUUCACUCAAAAUUUACAAGAAUAAUAUGAUAAUUUAAAGAAAAAAAUAGAUGAAGAACACAAAAUUAUAAAUUCACAAUUCAAUAAGAUGUUAGAGCAAUCCUAAUCAAAUCUAGAAAGAGCAAGAAUGAGAGGAAAUGUUGAUUAGAAAAUAUCAGAUAUCAUCAAUAAAACUUCAUAAUAUACCUUAUUUGAACUAUUGAGAGAUUAGACAAAACAAUUUAUUGAAAAAGUACCUACGUUUAAUUAGAUAAUCCAAAAUAAAAAAAUUGAUCCCAAAACUCAAUACGAGAUUAUUAUAUAAGUCUUAUUUAGUCUAGCUUUAAUUGUCUCAUACCUGUUGAAAUGGAGCCCUACAUAAAUUCUGUAAAAAUCUCCCAUCGAAUAUCUAGAGGUAAUUUGCUUUAAUUGUAAUUUUAGUAUAUUAGAUAAGAAUCCGUUGAAACUCUUAUAACCGAAUGUUAAUAAAAAUCUCAAAGUAUUGAUUAAGCAUUUGACAAAAUAUCAAAAGCCUAAAUCAGGCAAUUUUGAGAUUGUUAAUUACUGAGAGAAUUAGAAUAAAUUAUUAAAAUCACAUUUCUAUUUGAUUAAAA
This is a messenger RNA of Paramecium octaurelia, 1994 nucleotides long. The record is from the annotation of a GenBank genome assembly. Lineage: Eukaryota; Ciliophora; Oligohymenophorea; Peniculida; Parameciidae.